Symbiodinium natans is the source of this 2310-nucleotide messenger RNA. The record is from the annotation of a GenBank genome assembly. Lineage: Eukaryota; Dinophyceae; Suessiales; Symbiodiniaceae.
AUGCUAGCCCAGGAUCGACUUUCUCUUGAGCUCUACUGGUCAGAUCGAUCUACUGCCCACAUUUGCGAGGCUUUCAUGAAGGUGCCUGCAGCACCCCGGUUUGAUGCGCCCAUCAUUGAGUUCAUGCAGACAGAGUGUAAUUUCUGCAUGGAGCAUGCCGACGGCAGCUUCAUGGAUCACCUCAGGUUCUGCUUCGAGUACAGCUUGUCACACUUCAAGGGGCAUUCGCCGCGAGUGAUGUUCCUGCACAGCAUACUAGGUGUGGGAACAAACUACUUUCCGAUGGAAAAGGAGAAGAUCCCCAAACUCAGGGAGCUUGUGAACGAAGUGGAGAUGAAACACAUUGAGGCCUUUCCAAGCAUUCUGCGUCUUCUUUAUCAUGGCCCCUUGAUGGAUGAGCUCUUGGCCGAUGCCGAAACCUUGCCCAAGACGCUGCAAUCAAUUUCUUUUCACCGAGUCAUCGACAACGAGCCUCUCACCCUGACAGCAGAAGAGUUCUGGGUAGCUCUAAACUACCAGCUCAUGCAUCAACUCGAUUUUCUGCCAGCGGCCAAUUGGGCUGAGGCAGUAGAUGAACCAUUCUUUGCCUUCUUCUUGGGCGUGUACGAGUUCCUCACUCGAGCAGGGAAGCUCGAGGCUGAGGUGGACUUCGAUGUUAAAAUGCCGACGCCACCCUCGGACUUGGCCAGACCAAGCAUGACCCUGGGCAGGUUUAUUGGCAAGAUGGUUCCCGGAACGGUCAAGAAGAACAUCGGCCGCCAGGACCCGGCGCUUCCAGAAGGUAUCGGCUUGGACGAGACUACAGGGGCAAUCGGUGGCGUGUUCAAUGCCCAGUGCAGCGAACAGACAUACAUCGUCACCGCUUCCGGGGAGGACGGGCACACAUCGGCGCAGCUGCAGUUCGCUGUGGUUCUUCCUGCUCCGAAGAACUUGAGUUACCCAAUGGCCAGUCCAUCGUAUGCGGUGGGUGAGUUUAUGUCGAUCGAGCCUGACCUUGAAGGGUCUGAAGGCUGCACGUUCACAGUGGAGCCGGCUUUGCCUCAGGGCCUGGCACUGGAUGCUUCCACGGGCGUGAUCAGCGGCCAGCCUGAGGCAGAGUCGUCCGAGACUACGUACACGUUGAGCGCUUCCAAUGCCUCUGGAAGUGCAACUGUGGAUCUCACCUUCCAGGUGCAAGAAGUUCAGACUGUCGAUGCAGCGGGCAUUGACCAGAAACUUGCCGCGAAGAUUGAGGCGAUUGAAGACAUCUCUGAGAUGGUCGAAGAGCCGGCCAAGGCCAAAUCCUUUGGCGACUGGAUGAUCUGGAUGGUGCACCGAGCGCACUUGGAUGAUCCCAGCCUCACAGACUUUGACUUCAGCAACCUCCACAUGCCGCGCGGGGACCUUGAGGAGCGAAUAGCUCCAAAGCUGGCGAAGGCGAUGGCACGGAACACGCACAUUCAGAAGUUGUCGCUGGUGAACUCGAACCUGCAAAAGGCUGAAGGGAUGGUGCUUGCAGAGUCUUUGAAGACGAAUAAGACCCUGCUGCACCUCAACCUCGAGAACAAUUGUUUGGAUUCCGCCGCGGUCAAAGAAUUGGCCACCAAUCUCUCGGAAAACCCAAGCAGUAAAAUCGAAACGUUGCGCGUCGCGCAGCAGAAGCAGGUUGGCAAUUCUUUCGGCAGGCCGGUGGAAGAAGCAUUUGGCCAUUUGCUGGAGAAGAACGAAGCCAUUCUCAGGCUGGGCUUCGUGUGCAGCGACGCGCACUGGCGCAACUUGAUAGACAGGGCUGUGCUGCGCAACAAUGAUUUUGCCAGGCGGCGGAGGAGGAGGAACAUGGGAGAGGAGGAGGAGGAGGAGUUGACCGCAGAGGAGAAGCCCCUCAGCAGACUUGAGCUGAAAACGCCGCCAUCAAAGCCAGCCUGCGAAGUGUUGCUGGAGGGUGAUCCAGCGCACACCGCCGUGCGGGGCUUUUUGAUUCAACAUCGCAAGUUUCCCACGUCGUCGCAGCUGCAGACCUACGCCAAGAACAACGGCACCUCGAUGAAGUUCUCCGAAGCCGCCCCUGCACUGAAGGGGUUCCGAGCUGCUGUGCUGGAGGCGGCCAGGGGCACCGAGGUCGUGGUUGCAGAUGCAUACGAGGUGGACAAUACUGGCAUCAUGAAGAAGUGGUCGAUCCAGAACGACAACUGGAACUUAGACAUCUGGACGCCCGACAAGAAGAGGUUCCAGUACACCUCGGCAGCUGGAAAAGAACCUGCUGUUUCUGUUUCAGCAGACUGGGCAGCCUGGCUGAGCACCAGCGCCCAAGGUGGUGGUUAUCCAGCUUAA